AUGGCUUCUGCCACGCUCUCUCGGGCGCUCCGCCCAAAUUCGUCAUCCCUCACGAGCUUCCUCUCCCCACGUCUCCGCUCAUCUCCUCCACCAUACGUCCGGUCGCAUCGUCGAUUAGUACAUGCUAGCGAAUUUCAACCAUUUGUCCCUCCUUCUCCGAGUUCCUUAGGAAGGCCCACGGCCGCGAAGACCUACACUCGCACCCGCAAAUGGCUCCGUCGGCUUUUCUAUCUGUCCUUGACGUCGGGCGUCAUAUACGUUUUGGACAACCAAUUCUACGCUUCAUCCUUGACUAGAACCGCUCGGACAUUUUCUCUUGGGCUACUUGUUGCUUUGGACUACAAAGUCAACUUCCGUCCUAAUCCUCCCCUCGCCGACUCCAUUGCAGAUGUCCAUGCUCGAAAUGCGGAGCGACUGUCAGAUCUCUUACGGCACAAUGGCGGUCUCUACUUGAAGAUUGGCCAAGCGAUUGCCAUGCAGUCGGCCAUACUUCCACCAGAAUUUCAAAAGAUGUUUGCUCGCAUGUUUGACGAUGCGCCUCAGAAUGAUUGGAAGGAUGUGGAGAAGGUGAUUCGAGAGGAUUUCGGCAAGUCUGCGGAGGAGGUCUUCGGCGUCUCUUUCAGCGGUGACCCGACAAAAGGAGUUAUGGAGCGCACAGCCCGAGCGAGUGCUAGUGUAGCUCAGGUGCAUUGGGCUCGCUUGGCUGAUGGGAGAGAGGUGGCCAUCAAGGUCCAGAAACGGGAGAUUGCACGACAGAUCAAGUGGGAUCUGUGGGCAUUUAAGGUCGUGACAUGGAUCUACAGUCGUGUUUUCGAUAUUCCCUUCUACAGUCUUGUCCCCUACGUUAGCGAGCGCCUCUUCCUCGAGACCGACUUUGAGAACGAAGCCGACAAUUCCGAACAUAUGGCCAGAUUCGUCGCGGGAGAACCCCGCCUCCGAGAUCGCGUUUACAUCCCCAAGGUCUAUCGAGAACUUAGCUCCAAGCGCAUCAUGACGGCUGAGUGGGUGGAGGGCGUGCGACUCUGGGACAAGGAGUCUAUCACUCGCCCGUGGCGCGGAGGCUGGCGGCAAGGCAGUCCUGGCUGCGGUGGAACCCCGCUGGACAACUUCCAGAGCAAGAACUCUUCCGCAGCGCUGACGCAGCGAGGGAUAAACAGCAAAAUCAAGCCUGAGCGAGACUACUGGCGCGGCAGGAACGGUCGUGGUGGCCUAGGCCUAUCACUCAAGGAGGUUAUGACAACUAUGGUGGAUUUAUUCUCUGCGCAAAUGUUCCUCUGGGGCUUGGUACACUGCGAUCCGCACCCAGGUAAUAUAUUCAUCCGUCGAAAGCCUAAUGGUCACUCGGAGCUUGUCCUCAUUGACCACGGUCUCUACAUCCACAUGGAGCCCGAAUUCCGACACCAAUACGCAAGCUUCUGGAAAGCCCUCCUAACCUUUGACAACGACACCAUCAGCGACAUUGUCCACAAAUGGGGAGUCAACAACGCGGACAUUUUUGCCUCCGCAACCCUCAUGAAGCCCUACCGGGGCGGAAACCUCUCCACUCAACAGCACCUCGAAAAACUCAGCAAAUCCGAGCGCGCCCAGCGCCACUACGAGAUGCAGCAGGCCAGCCGCAAAGCAAUCCGCGAAAUCCUGGGCGACGAAACGAAGUGGCCUCGCCAGCUCAUCUUCAUUGGCCGCAACCUGCGUAUCGUCCAGGGGAACAACCAGUUCCUAGGCUCGCCUGUCAACCGUGUUAAGAUUACGGGACUGUGGGCGUCGCGUGCGCUUGCAGAGUCUCCGGACCUUCCUCUUGCUGAAAAAAUUAGGAACUAUGGUCGCCAUUUGCUUUUCCGUGUUGUUCUAAUCUCGAGUGAUAUCUUCUUCUACUUCACCAAAGUGCGACAGUUCCUACACCUCGGUGGUGGAAUGGAGGACGAUCUCGAGGCGCAGAUGCAGUCUGUGGCCAAGGAUAUGGGAGUAGAGUUGAACCAUAGUAUUUUCGAGGGUUGA
Messenger RNA from Aspergillus calidoustus, 1995 nucleotides. NCBI's taxonomy places the organism in Eukaryota, Fungi, Ascomycota, Eurotiomycetes, Eurotiales, Aspergillaceae. The record is from the annotation of a GenBank genome assembly.